UUCUGACGGGGAAAAGUGGGGCUGCCCGAAGUUGACGCUAAUUAUAGGCUGAACUGCAUUCACGUCGCCGCUGCACUUCUUUAUCCAGCUGUGUUCUCGCGUGUUUUUUUUUUUUCUGAAACCAGCCACUUUUUAUUCCGCCGAAGUUUCCGCCGAGACCACAGUCAGGCUACGUCUGUACAAAAUCUCCCAUUUUCAUUAUAAAGACCUGUUUUCCAGAUGAUGUUGACAGGAGACGAACCAAUAAUAACCCGGCCUGCUUUUAUUGAGGUACUUUUGGACCGCUGAAGUUUCGGGUCACCCAAAGCAGACUUCACUUCCUCAUCAGGACUUGAUUGUAUGUUUUUUGCGCUUCGACAUUGUUGCUGGAAUGAGGAUUUGCCGUGAUGUCGUUCAGAUGAAAACGGACGUGGGAAAGUAAACAAAUCACCCUUGUUUUGGCCUUAAAUCUAUCGGGAUUGACUGCGAACAGACAGUGGUUUCAGUGAACAGUGCUGCUGCGAAGUCCAGCUGUUUGUCUUCAGGCAGAGGUGGAUUUUCUCUUAAAAGGCUCCUCAAGAACACCUGCAGGCUGUCACACCUAGACGGGUACUGUAUGCGUUUGUGGGGGCGUGUACCAGCUCUGAUGGUAGCAUCUAGAGAAAAUCUCCUGUGACAGGAUUCAACCGCCUCACCAUGACAGAGGUCCAGACUCCGUGGCCGCAGGGCACAGAGUGUGUGGCCAGGUACAACUUUAAAGGUACAUCAGAGCAGGACCUGCCCUUCAACAAAGGAGAUGUGUUGACUAUUAUUAUUGUCACAAAGGAUCCAAACUGGUACAAAGCAAAAAAUGCUGCAGGUCGGGAGGGAACAAUUCCAGCCAACUAUGUUCAGAAAAGGGAAGGUGUGAGAUCUGGAGGCAAGCUGAGCCUUAUGCCAUGGUUUCAUGGGAAGAUAACGCGGGAACAGGCAGAGCAGUUGCUGAACCCUCCUGAAACAGGCCUGUUUUUGGUGCGAGAGAGCACCAACUUCCCCGGUGACUACACCCUGUGUGUGAGCUGUGAUGGCAAGGUGGAGCACUACCGCAUCAUCUACAACAACAGCAAGCUAACUAUCGAUGACGAGGCCUUCUUUGAAAACCUCAUGCAGCUGGUCGAGCACUACACCAAAGAUGCAGAUGGCCUGUGCACCAAACUAAUAAAGCCAAAGGUGGAGGAGGGGACGGUGGCCGCUCAGGAUGAGUUUUCCAGGGGUGGCUGGUCCAUGAACAGAAAAGAACUCAAACUGCAGCAGGUUAUCGGCAAAGGAGAGUUUGGAGAUGUAAUGGUGGGAGACUACAGAGGGACCAAAGUAGCUGUGAAGUGCAUAAAACACGAUGCCACAGCGCAGGCCUUUAUCGCAGAAGCUUCUGUCAUGACGCAACUCAGGCACAAUAACCUGGUGCAGCUGCUGGGAGUGAUUGUAGAGGAGAAAGGAAGCCUGUUUAUAGUAACUGAGUACAUGGCCAAGGGCUGUUUGGUAGACUACCUACGAUCCAGAGGCCGGACUGUACUUGGUGGAGAUGCUCUUCUUAAUUUUACACUAGACGUCUGUGAAGCCAUGGAGUACCUUGAAGCCAAUAACUUUGUCCACAGAGACUUAGCUGCCCGCAAUGUUCUGGUGUCAGACGACAACAUCGCCAAAGUCAGUGACUUCGGUCUGACCAAAGAGGCCUCUUCCACUCAGGAUACAGCAAAGCUUCCUGUGAAGUGGACUUCCCCAGAGGCCCUCAGAGAAAAGAAAUUUUCCACCAAAUCAGACGUUUGGAGCUACGGUAUAUUGCUUUGGGAGAUUUACUCUUUUGGUCGAGUGCCUUACCCGAGAAUUCCUUUAAAAGACGUUGUGCCACGAGUGGAGAAGGGAUACAAAAUGGACUGUCCAGACGGCUGUCCUGAAGUGGUGUAUAACAUCAUGAAACAGUGCUGGAACCUGGAUCCUGCUGGUCGGCCAAGCUUUCAGAUGUUGAAGGAGUGGCUUCAACAUAUCAACCAAGGGAUGGGAAAAAAACAUUGAGAGAUUUGUGAGAAACAGACACCAAACUGACUUUCUUCCUCCUUCAUUUAGGCUACCCGGACAAUAACCUGGGGUUAACUCAAAAGACGUUAGGCUAAAUUAUUUGGCAAAAAUCUAAAACUUAACUUUUGAAUAUUGCUCAUGAACUGUCGACAGUUAUGUUUCUGAGCUUCGUCCCUCAACACAAGUUGUUCAAAGUUCAGUGAACCAACUUGCCCCGUUUUCCUGUGUACGGUUAUCAAGAGUGAAUAAUUAACUGUCACAUUGAGAAUCUUUUCUGAAAACAUUGUGCUGCCUUAGUGUCACAGUGCCUUAACCUUUUAUACCCUGUAAGUGAUAUCCUUUGUCAUUUUGAUGCCAUCUUUUGUUUUAUGAAAAUGUAGACACUUUUUGCAUUCGACUGACUUUACUUGAUCCAUUACAUCUGUUUGAAAAAGGAGAGACCCUUCACUAGCAGGAAUACAACUUUGAUAUGGAAUAUACCCGCUGUAUUAUUUUUGAGUGUUUCCAGGUACACCAUUGUACAUGAAUGUUGAAUUUUUUUUUUUUAAAUGACUAAGUUAAAAUAUCUUUAAUUAUGCAGCUCUAUUUUUUUUUUGAUUGUUUUAUCAUUUGAAAUGUUUUAUGCCUACUUUUUAUUCCUCUUGUUGCCAAACUCGAAGCACAAGUUUAGACAAGUUUACUACUGAUGAUGCAAACACGCCACCCCAGUACGUAGUCAAUGCAUAUGCACGAUGUAUGCCAUCCAACAUCAAUAAAUGUUUCAUUGUAGGAAUGUUUGGAUUCGACCAAAAUGUCAGGAUUUUGUACGUAUUGAAAUAAAGAGAAUGUUAUUAAAUUGA
Labrus bergylta (ballan wrasse) is the source of this 2873-nucleotide messenger RNA. RefSeq names its product tyrosine-protein kinase CSK. NCBI's taxonomy places the organism in Eukaryota, Metazoa, Chordata, Actinopteri, Labriformes, Labridae. The record is from RefSeq and is a predicted model, not a curated record. Gene Ontology annotation, biological process: protein phosphorylation; regulation of Fc receptor mediated stimulatory signaling pathway; adherens junction organization. Gene Ontology annotation, molecular function: protein binding; non-membrane spanning protein tyrosine kinase activity; ATP binding.